Leptidea sinapis is the source of this 5004-nucleotide messenger RNA. RefSeq lists its product as uncharacterized. NCBI's taxonomy places the organism in Eukaryota, Metazoa, Arthropoda, Insecta, Lepidoptera, Pieridae. Gene Ontology annotation, molecular function: calcium ion binding. The record is from RefSeq and is a predicted model, not a curated record. Bases 343 to 3678 code for a protein of 1111 amino acids. The transcript is spliced from 20 exons.
UUAGCUCCGGUUAGUGCUGCGCGCGCAAUGUACUUAAGAAAAUGGCGCCAUUCUGUUUAAAAUACAAUUUAAUAACUCUUUAUUUCGUCACGCUUUUAAUUUAAACAAAACAAUCGUAUGUAAAUUGUAAAAUUAGUAAAUAUAGUUAAUAAUUUAUUGAUGCGGAACUCGUGUGAUUGUGUACGGUGAAAGUUGUAAUAAGAAAAGUGUAUUUUUGCUGCGAUUAACACACUUCGGAAUUAUCCAACGUACUUUUCGAGUAAAUGAUCGCGCAGUGUUGUGCAAUGAGACUGACUUUAGUGAUGUGAUCAACGAAUGAGUCAAGCAGCGUCGUGAUCCAAGAUGGCCGCCACAAAAUGGCGGACGAGCUGUCACCGGGUCGUGCUGAUCUGUGCGAUAUUACAGAUCGUCAAUGGUUACGAGGAGUAUUCCAUAUCUCAACUAUCACCAAAAUCAGUCACAGACAGAAGAGAACAUCUGGACGUGCUACGAACCAGCCAAGUUGAGAACCAGUUUAGAAUAGAACCUAGUAUUAACCAUGAAAACAUCGAAAUCCCAGACGAGGAAACCGUGGAUAUUGUAGAAACUGCUGAACCUAGUCGUGGAUCUAGAUCAAUAAAUAUAGAAGACAUUCCAUCAACAAACAACAACGAAAUCGACAACGAAGUAAAAGUCAAACGAAAAUACUAUCAAAUAACACCAACUAAAACUAUAGACUUUAGAGAUGAGGAAGAUAUGAUAAUGUCAUCGGGAUUCGGGGAUAAGUUAAACUUCAAAUUUCCGGGGGAAGCGAAAAGGGUUCCGCAGGGUCGUGCACUCCGACCCGCGGAACCCAAGAUCAAGCCUACUGCAGUGCAACCGAUCUUUGCGACAGUGAACCCUAAAGAACAGGGUAGGCAGAACACUGAAAUACAAAAUAUAAUUACAGGUAUUGUUAAAUUGCUGAAUGGUAAUGUAAAUGUUCAGGCGAAUUCGCAGCUAUUAAAUGGCAGACCCAGGCCAAUGGCAUCUAGAAUAAAUAACCGAGGACCUCCAAGAAUAUCUGACGUUCCACCGUUGGAAUUCGAUAAACCUGCCACCCAUUCUUUUGUACCAACUAAAACACCACCACCCUAUCCAUUUGAUUUACCAGCAAACUUACCUGAUCAAAUGAUUCCUCCGAGACCAGGUUUCCAUAGACCAGUUCCUCCAUGGCAAAGACGGCCUCGACCGCCCACCCGUCGCCCUAACCCUAGUCUUCCAGUCUACAAGCCUACAAUCCCACCGCUACCUGAACUAGACCUGAACGAGAACAACGAAGAUGAACAACAAGAACACGAAAACGUGUCGAUCGAAAUAACAACGGAAAUAAAAAACGUCACAGAAUCACAGACAGAAAAACCAACAACUGAAAUUAAAUUUACAACAGAAAGAGUUAAAGAGACAACGAUUGAAGUCAAAAAUAUUACAGAAAUGGUUAAAGAGGCAACAACAGAGAUUACUACAACGGCAAAGGCUGAAACAACGACAGAAACAGCGAAAAGUGAAAAACCAAAGAAAAAAGAAGUAUUCGCUGAUAAAAAGGAAAAAAUAAAGAAUGAUUUUGACAAAGUUAAGAAUGUAACUAUGGAAAUAGAACCGUCAAUGGUAGAACACGUUAAAGAAUCGACGCCUGCGCCAACUGUAGCGUUACCUAGCGUUGUACAUAGCAGUGAAUCUACAAUUAGUGAUACAGUUAUAAAGACUUCAUCGAUCAACACUCUUCCUAUAUCAUCGACGGAAAGCAUCCCAUAUCACCCGUAUCGACCGCGACCAGGUAUAGUCCUCGACGACCCUGACUUCAAACCACACGGCAGCCGCGUGAGAGAUGCGCCAGUCAUCACAGCGCCUCAGGCUCUGCCGGGCUAUGGAGAAAUUUUCGACGUGACUGUGUCUGCAAUACAAGGACCGGGGGAGAAGGGGGCAUCAGUUCACAUCGAAAACAUAAACAUUCACCAUGAUGACAUCAUAGUCUCACCAUCCGGAGACCAGGGCUUCGUCUCCAUCGACGGCAAGCGGACGUAUCUGAACCUGUUCGACACCAGCACUAGCAUUGCUCCGACAAGGGUGCAGACCUCCCUACAUACUGUUCCCAAGACCGUGGGACCAGUAGGUAUAGCGGUUCCAGCAGAUGACGUACAACAGCCCAUCAGGAGACCACCACCAAUACACAGGCCACAACACACAUACAAACGACCACAGCCCACUGUUCGAAUAGAUACUUGCAUUGUCGGCGAUGAUUCUACUUGCGAUCAAGCACAGAACGAGAAAUGUCGUACGGAAGCAGGUAUAUCAAGCUGCCAGUGUCGUCCAGGGUAUGCGCGGCGGAUCCACAGGGACCCCUGCAGACGAGUCGUGGCUCUCUUACUGGACAUAAGGGUGGACAGACUCUAUGACAGAAAGGUUGCGUGGGAUAGUAAGUUGGCCGACAAAGACUCGGAGCCAUACCAGCAGCUCAGCUAUGAGGCGGUCAGAGCGAUCGACUCAGCGUUCUCAAUGACUCCGUUCUCUGACGACUUCGUCUUGGGUUCCGUCAACUCUGUCUACAAAGACGACGAGAGCAGCGCUGUCUACGUCAACUGUACUGUACUUAUACAAGAAACAGCGGAGACAGUCCGUUCGUCGGUGGCCACCGAGAUCCAGAAACAACUACUGGGAGUCAUUCGUCGUCGUUCCAACAACGUUGGUGCUUCCGCGCUGUGGGUGGACUCUGUGGCGCGCAGUGUCCUGCCUCUAAGAGAUGUGGAUGAAUGCUCUUCAGCAGACCUUAACGACUGCCACAAGCUAGCCAGAUGUACCAACACUUUCGGAGCUUUCAAGUGCGAGUGCCCCGAUACGACUCUGGAUCCGUUGUUAGGGCAGACACACGCGGGGCGGCAGUGCCGCACGUGUAGCCCGUCACACUGCAGCGAACGCGGCGUGUGUCACUACAAAAACGGCAACAUACAGUGCACUUGUUCGUCGGGCUACUACGGCUCAGGGUGUGAGGUGGACGGAGAGGUAGUGGGCGUGUCCGUAGGUGCGUCGCUCGCCGCAGCUCUUGUCAUCGCACUCACACUCGCUGCGCUCACCGCUUGGAGCCGCAAAUGGAGUCGGGAACAGAAGGCCAUGGGAAUGGGAUCCCCAGUGUUCAACUAUAUGGCCAGCAACACCAUCAAAACUCCGCCAGUGGGUCUUCCGCCCUAUCAGGUGACAUUGGAGGAGAGAAUGCGAUGGGCUCAGAUUGCUGAGGCAAUGGCACAGGCUAAUCAUUAUGCGCCGACGGAACCCGCUCAGAUGUCGACGAGGCCUUCGUCGGCCAUGUUCGCUCCGUACCCCACGCUGCCGCCGGUACCAAUGCCCAGGAUGGGACUACAAGGCACUCACACGGGUACUCUGAAUACUUCACGGGCAAACACCUCCGCCUCACUCCACAAUAUCUAUGGCUACUCCAAGCAUAUGGCGAGCGAAUCAAGCGGAUCCGAAGCGUCCAGCCACGUUCAAGACAGAGCCGAUCUACUGGUACCGCGAGCCAAGUCUCGAUCGAGGAGUAUGCACAACCAAACUGGCAUAUACUACGACGUUGAAUACGAGAACGCACCAGAGCCGAUCUACGGAACCAAGGGGAUCCCCUUAUCCACAUACACCGUAACGAGAGGACCACCUUACUAUAGAACAUAAUAUUAAAGGAAUAAUGUUUAUUUUUGUAAAAAUAUAACUACAAUAUAUGUAGGAUUUUUUUUCAUUCUACCCGCAUUUGAUGACUGCAGCUCAAUAUAAGUGUAGCUUAGAGAAUGUAAAAUUUAUUUAAGAAAAUAUAAUUAGGUUUGAAACAGUUUUGUUUAUUUGAAUAAUCUAGUUUCAAAUAGCCUCAUGUUUUCAUAUACCUUUGCUCUCUCAGUUAAGAAACUGUACCAAGUAUUUGCAUGUUUUUAUUCUUUUUUAAGAUAACUUUUGUCGAAUUAAUGCAAAUUUAAAACUUUACCUAUAAUCACUUAACAGCAUAACAAUCAUAGAUUAAAAUCAUGAAAUUAGAUAGAUUCAAAUGCAUUUUAUUGAAAAAAUGAAAGGUUUAAUUAAAAUAAAUUUAUAAAAAUACAUUUCAUUUAAAUCUUUCUUAUCAAAAAUCUGAAAUUUAGGCUUUAUGACUUUGGAAAUACGAUAUAAACAAAAUUCCCAAUCGCUCCGAAAUCACAUCGAAGGCAUAUUUUUGUAAAGGGUACGACAAUGUGUCAUUUUAACACAGUGAAAGAGACACGUCGUUACGUAAUUUGUUCUUUAUAAGUAUCUCAGUUACGCCAUUUUGUAUUGUUUCUGUUGAAUGUAAUUCUGUAAAUGUUUCUAGAUAAUUCCUUGCUGUUGUAAAUUGUAUGACGAGUACUUACGAUAUAAUUUUUAUUCAUAUGAUACCGGUAUUUCAAUCCAAUUGCAUGAAUUGUGGCCGCGGCGGGACUGCGGAGGCGGCAAGUAACUCUUGCCACAUUGACACUUGACAGUAAUAGUACAUCAAUCUGUCCACAUGGCGCCUAAUUCGUUUUGUUUUUUUUUUUUUAUUUGAGCGAUGAUAAAAGUUUAAAAACAUAUAGUUCGUUGCUAUGCAUUAAAACUGCUUCCAAUUGCAUAGCAAAAGUAAUUAUUAAAGAUCGCGUCACUCUUCUAUGUUUUACGAGUAUAUAUUGUUGUUAUGCGUUAGAACAACCCAAUAAUAUCGAAUGAUUUAGUAAAACUAUUGAUGAAGUCUGAGUAGAGUAAAACGUCAAUAUUUACGUAAAAUAUUUGUAAUAAUUAAUGUAAUAUCAUAAUAUUUAUUUAUAUUUUUAAUACUAUUGUUAUAAUAAUCACGGACGAGUAAAAAAAGAAGGACUCCGCGCCGUGAUAUUAGCAAGUGAAGCACCGUUAUGCUAGUGUGUGUGCGGUUACGGGGGAUACUAGUUACACAAUUUUUUCUCCCUUAAAUAAUAUGGCCACAAAUACUUAUAUAGUAUUGUUUUUACACUUUUUCACAAC